CACGGUAGUGUAACAUGUUUGAAACUUUACAGUACCAACUUCUUGUUCCGACUAUCAGAUUUCGUCACGGACUUCACUUUACACGCUCCCCCUAGAACUCGAAGCAUCUUCAAUUUCGACACGAAACGCUACUUAUUGCGUCAGCUUUAGAAAUGACACAUCCUUAUGGAAUCCGAUCUAUUGCUUUGUUAAAUACUUCAUAUAUCGGAAACACAUCAAAGCAUGUAUCAGAAGAGUUCUUGUUUUUAGAAUCUAAGUGGGCUCAAGUAUUUACAGGACUAGUUGCUUUUACCGCAAUUGUCAUUACCUGCCACCAAAUUUAUUUGCAUCUAAUUAAUUAUACUUGCCCAAAUGAACAGAGAUGGGUCGUGCGAAUUUUAUUCUACGUCCCAAUCUAUGCAUUUGAGUCAUGGCUAAGCUUGCUUUUCCUAAAACAUGAAGAUUACUAUGUGUAUUUCGAUUCUGUACGAGAUUGUUAUGAAGCAUUUGUGGUCUAUAGUUUUCUAAGUUUGUGUUAUGAAUAUCUCGGUGGAGAAAGUUGCAUUCUGUCGGAAAUUCGUGGUCGUGAGUUACCACGAUCAUGGGGAUAUUGUACUUGUUGCUUUUAUAAUCAAACGUAUACAAUUGAAUUUCUGCGAUUUUGCAAACAGGCAACUUUACAGUUUUGUGUGGUCAAACCGUUGACAUCGAUUGUAACUAUUAUUCUACAAGCUAUUGGCGUAUAUAAACAUGGAAUUUUCAGCGCUACGAAUGGCUACUUAUAUGUGACAGUAGUAUAUAAUGGGUCUGCAUUUGUGGCACUUUAUGCUUUACUUUUAUUCUACUUGGCCACUCGAAGCAUCCUACAACCAUUUGAUCCUGCAAUCAAAUUUGCUGUAGUUAAAUCCGUUGUAUUCUUAUGCUUUUGGCAAGGUAUUAUACUAGCUAUUCUAGAAAAGACUGAAGUUCUUCCCGCUUUGCCGAAUACAAACGCCGGUACAGUUGCAGCAGGCAUACAGAAUUUCCUGAUAUGCUUAGAAAUGUUAAUCGCCUCGGUUGCUUUACGCUUCGCUUUUCCCUCACAACUAUAUAUUGAUGGAGUCGGAACUGGACCAGCAAAUAGUGGCUAUGAUAGUCUUGGUGGAGUUGUUGGUGAAGUUUCUCUUGAAUCCAAGAUGCGUGGAUUUCUACCGUCUUCUGAUUCUCUACGUAGUCUGCGGGAUACAUUCAAUCCUAAGGAUGUGUUUAAUGAUGCGAUUCAUAAUUUUCAUCCGAAUUAUCAAAAAUACACUCAACAACGUAACCUCAAAGAUUUCGAUGAUGAAACAAUCGAUUCUUAUCAAGAUAAUACAUUUAGUGGUAAUAGUGAUCUAAAUAAUAUUCAAUCAACAGUACCAGCUCCACCAAUACCACCGCCACCAAGACCGUAAUCCAAUUAAAUCAUUUACUUACACUAAUUGCUUUGAUAUUAAAGAAGCCAGAUAAUCUCUCCUGUUUUUGUUUCUCGCGGUUUUUUUUCUUUAUAUUCACUUUGGUAUUAGAUAUUGUUUCGAUGUGUUUUUAUUUAUCAUGUAUAUCUAUCUAUGUGCGUGUGUGUUGUUUAUACUUUUGCUUUUACUUUAUGUUCAUAUCAAAUGAUCUUGUUGUUAGUCCUGUUUCAUUCUCUAUAGAUUUAUUUUAUCAUAUUAACUUGUCGCUUUAUUUAUGAUUACAUGAUAGAUAAUGACCCAAGCAUUCAUAGAUUUUUUUUUCUUUUCAUUUUUUGUAAUCAUUACUUUCGCAAAUUAAUUAAUAUACACUAUAUUGUUUGACUUUUACUUUGCCUAUUUAUCUCCCUACCGUUGUUUAUUUUAUUUCCAAUGGCUAAAUCAGAGAAAAUAAGUUACAUUCUGUUAUUUUUGUCUACUCUAAACAAGCACUGCUCAUAUAUUUCAUACUACGGAAUAAUCGGAAGAUUUGUAUUAGGAAGGAAGUUUUACUGUACAUAAAUUAAUAUAUACCAGUAAAUCAAACAGAAUAUUUUUCGUAUUCAUCUAAUCUCAUUUGACCGUUACCUACAGUGAAAGUUAUUCUUAGGCAUUUUUAUUUUGUCAUGUUUUCUUUUUUAAAAAAUCUUGUUACUACAAACAUUUAAACUUCUUCCUCAGAACAUACAUUUGUUUAAUUCUUUCCAAUAUGGUAGUAUGUGAAUGAUUACUUAUUUACCCCUUGACAGGAUUCACUUUGUGGAUUGUUUGAGAAUAUUGUUUUGUUCGUCUUACAUACUUUUCAUUUGUUUGUCUUCGUGUGUUUAUAUCCAUCCCCGUGUUUCUAUUAUAGCUGCAUGUGCUAGUAUGUAACACUGGCAGACAUUGUUUUACUAGUAGAUUUAAGUUUUUGUUGUUUUGUCAUCACUAUUGAUUUUAAGGUUAUUCUUCAUAAUAUCAACUGUGUGUAUGAUAUUAUCCAUCGUUUUCAUAAUAAAUAAAUUUGUACUAGUCAA
Messenger RNA from Schistosoma spindalis, 2461 nucleotides. The record is from the annotation of a GenBank genome assembly. NCBI's taxonomy places the organism in Eukaryota, Metazoa, Platyhelminthes, Trematoda, Strigeidida, Schistosomatidae.